AUGAAUUGUGUAUUCGAAUGUUCCAGAUUUCUGUUUCUCGCUGCCUGCCUCACGAUCAGCGAUGCCGCCAAGUUCGUCGAGCCUACAGGGAAUUGCAGUUAUUCCUUUCUCAAUCAGUGUGGGAAACAUUUCAUGGUCUACGCUGUCGUCGAUGGCGUAUUCCGGGUACCGGUGACCGCGGAAGAAUUAUCCGAGCAUUGUCAGCGACAGGAAGCUGCCGAGGUAUGCGUGCGUCAGCGAGCCGACAGGUGCACCACAGGAGUGGUGAAAGGAAUCGUCCGUUUCAUGAUGGACGCCGUCCGGGACGAGCGCGAGAUCCGAUGCGAUCCGUCAACUCCAGAACAUGGGGCCUAUCUGAGGAUGGCGACGUGUUUGAACUCACUGUCGAAGCACACGCUAGCGUGCAUGAAAACUUUCGGAAGAUACACGGAUACAUUUGCCGAUGCGUCCGUGGGCAAAACGUUGAAAGAAAAAACGCCCCAUGGAUGUUGCGCAUUCAAUGAGUACGUUUCGUGCGUCGUGGAUGAAACCCGCAGAGUUUGUGGGAGCGAUGCUGCAUCUUUCAACGAGCAGCUUACUUCGGGAGCUGUCGGGGAGCUCAUCACUUCGACUUGCGAGCCAUACAAGAAGCGCAGCAAAGUUUGUAAAGCGUUCUUCGAACAAGUUCCGCCAGCUGCCGGGGAGAGCGACGAUGGCUUCAUCUUCUUGGGAACCGUUGCGAAACUUGCGGAUGCGCUCAGCGCCAGACGAUCGUGA
This is a messenger RNA of Galendromus occidentalis (western predatory mite), 756 nucleotides long. RefSeq lists its product as uncharacterized. Bases 1 to 756 code for a protein of 251 amino acids. The record is from RefSeq and is a predicted model, not a curated record. The transcript has a single exon. NCBI's taxonomy places the organism in Eukaryota, Metazoa, Arthropoda, Arachnida, Mesostigmata, Phytoseiidae.